This is a messenger RNA of Molossus molossus (Pallas's mastiff bat), 1087 nucleotides long. RefSeq names its product sulfotransferase family 1B member 1 (gene SULT1B1). Gene Ontology annotation, molecular function: sulfotransferase activity. The transcript is spliced from 8 exons. NCBI's taxonomy places the organism in Eukaryota, Metazoa, Chordata, Mammalia, Chiroptera, Molossidae. Gene Ontology annotation, biological process: sulfation. Gene Ontology annotation, cellular component: cytoplasm. Bases 79 to 969 code for a protein of 296 amino acids. The record is from RefSeq and is a predicted model, not a curated record.
UGAAAACCACAAAAGAGGAUUAAAUGGGCUUGUUUUCAGUAAAUAUUCUGUUAAGAAUUUGUACAAUCUGGUACAAAAAUGAUUUCCCCCAAAGACGUCCUGAGAAAAAAUUUGAAGAUGGUUCGUGGCUAUCCCAUGAUCUACGCUUUUGUGGACAACUGGGAGAGGAUUGAACAGUUCCAGAGCAGGCCAGAUGACAUUGUGAUAGCCACUUACCCCAAAUCAGGUACCACUUGGAUAAGUGAAAUUGUGGACAUGAUUUUAAAUGAUGGAGAUAUCGAAAAAUGUAAGCGAGAUUUUAUAACUGUGAAAGUUCCAAUGUUGGAAAUGGCUGCCCCUGGACUAAGAACUCCAGGUACAGAACAAUUAGAGAAGAAUCCAUCACCUCGGCUUGUGAAGACACAUCUACCAAUUGAUCUCCUUCCUACAUCUUUUUGGAAGAACAAGUGCAAGAUGAUCUAUCUGGCUCGAAAUGCCAAGGAUGUUGCAGUGUCAUACUACCAUUUUGACUUAAUGAAUAAUUUGCAACCCCUUCCUGGAACCUGGGAAGAAUAUCUGGAGAGAUUCAUGGCUGGAAAUGUGGCCUAUGGUUCCUGGUUUAAUCAUGUUAAGAGCUGGUGGAAGAAAAAAGAAGAACACCCAAUACUUUUCUUGUACUAUGAAGAUAUGAAAGAGAAUCCGAAGCAGGAAAUCAAGAAGGUUGCUAGUUUUCUAGAGAAAAACCUAACUGAUGAGAUCUUGAAUAAAAUCAUCCAUCACACCUCAUUUGCAAUGAUGAAGGACAAUCCUCUGGUGAAUUAUACACAUAUACCAAGAACAGUGAUGGAUCACAGCAAAUCCCCUUUUAUGCGCAAAGGGAUUGCAGGUGACUGGAAGAAUCACUUCACAGUGGCCCAAAAUGAGAAAUUCGAUGCCGUCUAUGGGAAGGAAAUGUCUGGAAGUACACUUCAGUUUCGCACAGAGUUUUAAAGAACCGAUGCUGCAAAUCUGAGCGAACUGGCCUGUAAUUUGUUGAAACAGGGGCACUAUGACUUGACUUGGGCAGUCAAAUGGGUUUUUAAAGGAGCAAAUGUGCUUUUAAAACUUU